This is a messenger RNA of Fusarium vanettenii 77-13-4, 1452 nucleotides long. RefSeq lists its product as uncharacterized. Gene Ontology annotation, biological process: adenylate cyclase-activating G protein-coupled receptor signaling pathway. The record is from RefSeq and is a predicted model, not a curated record. The transcript has 2 exons. Lineage: Eukaryota; Fungi; Ascomycota; Sordariomycetes; Hypocreales; Nectriaceae. Gene Ontology annotation, molecular function: G protein-coupled receptor activity. Gene Ontology annotation, cellular component: plasma membrane. The coding region runs from base 1 to 1452 and encodes 483 amino acids.
AUGGCUUGGGGCGAUCUCCCCGUCGAGAGCCGUACACUAGAGCCCCUCGGAUCCGAUCUACGCAACGGCUUGACCGCAAUCACCGUCCUAGCCUUCAUUUCCUUCUUUGCUUCUAGCGGCCUUUUCUUUUACCUCGUGUAUAAGCUUGCGACAUGGCAUUUCUUCAUUAGGAAUCAGCAAGACGGCCACAUCCAACAGCAGGGCGGCGCAAUACAGAGGGCCCUUGACUUCACGCUCGGCAUCGAUGGCAUUUUUACCGAUAACAACGCCAACAAUGGAGAGAAUCAGGACGCUGGGAAGGCGGAUGCUGAAAAGCGACGGAAGCGACCCAAUCAGUUCCUUAUCCUCAUCAUCAACCUGCUUCUGGCCGACAUGCAUCAGGGAGUAGCCUUCUUCCUCAACGUGGAAUGGCUUCGAAGAGAUGCCGUCGUCGUCGGCACUGCAACCUGCUACACUCAAGGACUCUUUGUAUCGUUGGGUGACUUGGCAUCGAGCAUGUUCAUCACUGCCAUCGCUGUGCACACCUAUCUGGCAGUGGUUUCGCGUCGACGCACGCCUCAGUUGGCGCUGUACCUUGCUAUCAUCGCCAUCUGGAUAUUCGUCUACGUCAUAUCCUUUGCACCCAUCGCUGCGACUAGUAACGGAGCCGAGUAUGGUGGAUUUUUUGUCCGCGCCGGCAGCUGGUGCUGGAUGAACAGACGAUACGAGAACCUACGACUACUAACACACUACCUCUUCAUCUUUCUCGCUCUUGGUACAACCUCGAUCCUUUACACCAUCAUCUUCCUCAACAUUCGCCGCCAAGCUCGCGCUGGAUCUUCCGACGACGAUGAGGAUAACGCUCAACUCCAGCUUAGCCGCAACCCUGCCUUCCUCAUCUAUCCCGUCAUCUACGUUCUCUGCACCCUUCCUCUAGCCGCGGGUCGUAUUGCAACGAUGGCCGGGGCUAACGUGCCCAACGGUUACUUUUGUUUCGCGGGCGCAAUGAUUGCCUCGAACGGAUCUUUCGACUGCCUUCUCUUUGGCACGACACGAAACGUCAUCAUCUUUGCGUCCAAAUACGAAGUCGACUCGAAGGAUAUUGGCUUGGGAACAUUUGCAUUCCUAAAGACACCCAUGAACCGUCGUUUCGGUAACACCAUCUCGAUCCAGGGUGGUCAUCAACACGGCCAAGAAAACGACAACGCAGGAGGUUGGUGGACAUGGUCAGGCCGAUCAAGCGGCCAUGAACCACGAAGUCGGAAAGGUCUGGCACGGACCAUCAGUCAAGAGUCACUUCGAGGACCUGCCAUUCAGAUGGACAUGGUAACGUCUGUAGUUGUUGAAGUCGAUGAUGGUGCAGAGAGGGAUCCUAGAUAUCCUGAUCCUUCGUCGAGCUCAAAUCCGUCGCUGAAUAGCACCGAGAAGGAUUUUACAAAGGUGAUAGAGAGGACGUCAUAUACAAAGUCAUAG